This is a messenger RNA of Dromiciops gliroides (monito del monte), 1346 nucleotides long. It is a transcript of the gene APOA1, whose product is annotated as apolipoprotein A1. The coding region runs from base 118 to 918 and encodes 266 amino acids. Gene Ontology annotation, molecular function: lipid binding; high-density lipoprotein particle receptor binding. The record is from RefSeq and is a predicted model, not a curated record. The transcript has 4 exons. Gene Ontology annotation, cellular component: extracellular region. Gene Ontology annotation, biological process: lipid transport; lipoprotein metabolic process. Lineage: Eukaryota; Metazoa; Chordata; Mammalia; Microbiotheria; Microbiotheriidae.
UCUCCCUGCGUUAGCCCAGCCCCCACUGGGAGCAUAAAUACCAGCUCCUGAGGAGAGCUACAACCCCGAACAGAUCACCUGGAGAGAGCAUUCAGGUCAUAGGAAAAAGUCCUCAGGAUGAAAGCGGUGGUUUUGACCCUUGCCCUGGUCUUCCUCACAGGGAGCCAGGCCAACCAUUUCUGGCAGCGCGAUGAACCCCAGUCACCCCUGGAGCAGAUGAAGGAUGUCUUAACGGUCUACCUGAACAACCUCAAGGACACUGGCAAGGAUUACAUGACUCAGCUCGAGUCCUCCUCUAUGGGCAAAGAACUGGACCUGAAGAUUUCAGACACACUGAGUUCCCUGGGCUCGGCUUUCACUGCUUUCUAUCAUGAACUCAGUCCUAAUUACCAGGAACUCAGGGACAGCAUCAUUAAGGAAACAGAGGAGCUACGGCAGGAGAUGACAAAGGGCCUGGAAGAAGUGAAGAAGAACAUCCAGCCCCACCUGGAAGAGUUUGAGAAGAAGUGGCAAGAGGAUUUAGAAACCUACCACAAGAAGGUCGUCCCAAUGACCCUGGAGCUGAAGGAAGGCGCCCAGAAGAAGUUCAGUGAGCUCCAUGAGAAGCUGAGCCCCUUGGGCCAAGAAAUCCGGGAUCGUGCCCAGAGCCACAUUGAGACCCUUCGGGAGUACGUGAGUCCCUACCAAGAGAAGCUCAAGACCAACCUGAGCCAGAAGCUGCAGGAACUCCGGGAGAAAGGUCUUCCCUCUGCCUCUGACUAUCAAGCCAAGAUGGCCCAGCAGCUGAAAACCAUUAAGGAGAAGGUCUUGCCUUUCCUGGAGGACCUCAAGCAAAGUGCUGGGCCUGUUUCACAGAAAUUCAAAUCUGAGUUUCUGACCAUGGUGGAGGAAGCCCGGAAGUCCUUGAGCAGCCAGUGAGGACAUCCCCCUCCCCCUCAAUACUGCCUCAGUGACCAGCUCCAAUCCAAAUUACUCCCCCUUUUAAAGCUGUAGGCCACAUCUGGACAGGGAGCCACGGCCAAAAAACAAAUAAGGCUUCCAAUGCAGGCCGCAACUAGCUACCACUCUACUCCUGCCAUCAGUGCCACACGGCGCCCCCAGCGGCGUUCCUCUCACUCCUUUGUUUCCCUUAUUUCUGGGAACACAGGGAAGUGAUGGAUUUGGAGAGGAAUUCAUGGAGACCGACACAUCCCUAGGUUGCUGUGUGUGCACAUGCGGUGGGGAGAGAGGGAUGGGGGUGACCCUCUCUCCUGGCUCUUCAGUGUCCCUUUCUGCCUUUCUCAGGCUUGGUUUUUUUUUUUCUCUCUUGAUUUUGUGGAAUAAAAGAUGUCUAAGUUAUCAAGCAA